AUGAAAGUAAAAUUGGGCGUAAUAGUUUAUGUGUUUUUUGUUUUGAUUGUAAAAGGCAGUAGUUCACAACCCAUUGUACGGCACGGUACUUACGGGACAAUAGAAUCUCCAAGCUUUCCUAAAAACUACUCAAACAACCUCAAUAUCACGUGGGAGACGUACGGACCCAUAGAUGCCAUAUCAUUGAUGGUGACCAUUCUUCAAUUUGACGUCUACUACGAUCCUAGAUUUCCGUGCCAGGAUCUUCUGACGAUUACUGAGGUGGAGACGAACUUUGACUUUUUUAACCGAUGUGGAACCAUCCCUAAAACAAACUACAUUUUACUUGGAAACAAAUUGAAGUUCACAUUCAGAACUGACGGAGAAAACAAUGCUCAAGGCUUUCGGAUUCACUGGGAAGUCAGAGACUACAGAAAAGAGGGCAAAGAUCCAAUCGUCAAAGUACUUUUCUGUCCCCCUUUCCCAGUUACAGCCAGAUCUCCAUUAACAACAGAAGCAAGCAAACUUGCAAAUGAACCAACAGAACACAUCGAGAAGCUGCUCUAUUGUCAAACUUCAACAAUAUCAUACAUAAAAGAUGGGGUCAUAGGUGUUUUGUCCACAGCACUACUUGUGGUCACUGUGGCAUUCUGUUGUCACCGAAGGAAAAGUUCACCACCAGAAAACAAGACUGAAUACUCCAUCAGUUACACGUCAUCCGAAUUUUCUUCGCUGGAAACUGAAACACAAACCGUAUAUGACUAUCCCCUUGCACUGACUACGGAAGCUGUUGAUAAUUUCUCAAGAAGCACAACAUCGUCCGGGUAUGCCAUACCGACACCAUACUCGCCAGAUGGCAAUGAAACUCCAAUUUAUGGCAAUAUGACCAUAGAAUCUGAAAAUGUGAAUACGAACGUUGAAUGCGAAUAUAUGAAUAUUUCCAUGGUAAUCCGACCCGAUGUCGGGAAAGGGGAAAAAUCAGGAAAGAGAUCUUUACAUCUUGACAAUUCCCUGUCACGGAAUGCUGUGUUCUCGUCCAAACAAAGUGCUCAAAAGCGAGUUAAUCGUCCACGAAAUAAAAGGAGCAAAAGCAAAAAAGUAGAAGAAAAUAAUUAUUUAAAUGUAACACCUAAACCGCACUCGUACAUCGAGGUGGUGGGUGAUGGGACCGAAGCUUUGCUCUGUAAUAGCUUUACUAGUAUGACGUCGUCAGGGUAUUCUAAACCAGUGGAAAAUAAAACAAAGCAACGGAGACGAUUGCAAUGCUCCAAUAAGAAAAACACAGCAAGAAGAAACGUUGCUGUGAAUUCUUAA
Molecule: messenger RNA, 1293 nt
Organism: Saccostrea echinata
Lineage: Eukaryota; Metazoa; Mollusca; Bivalvia; Ostreida; Ostreidae
Exons: 6
Coding region: 1-1293 (430 amino acids)
Molecular function (GO): serine-type endopeptidase activity
Source: RefSeq, a predicted model, not a curated record